AUGUAAGUUAGGAACGGAUCACGGCUUGUCAGUUGGCUGCACACAGCCCAUAAAUUCUCAUCACUUAACUACUGCAACAUCGAAGCAUCAUAAUUGAUCGCAAUGAGUAACAGCUGCGCGAUAUGCAAAAAUCCUUCGGAGCAAAGCUGCUCCCUUUGCAACGAAGUCUUCUACUGUUCCAAAGAUCACCAGAGACAAGAUUGGAAGAAUCACAAGCCGAAAUGCGCACCAUACAAGAUCGUGACAAGUCUGAGAUUGGGUCGUCAUUUGGUAGCCACAAGAGACAUCCCGCAGAACGCGAUAAUCAUGAAGAAAUUCCCUCUGUUAAUAGCACCAAAGAUGGCCAGUUUUCCUGUCUGCUUGGGUUGUCACAAACGGUUACAGAACGACUUCCACGAAUGCCCGAAAUGCUCUUGGCCCCUAUGCUCGAAAACAUGCGAAUCUUCCGGUUACCAUCAACACGAAUGCGAGGUGUUUUCAAGAAAGAAUUACACUCCUCGCGUGCAGCGAUCCAACACCAAGCAAGGAAUCUACUCGCUGAUAGCACCGAUGCGCGCCCUAAUCCUAAAAACAAGGAACAAAAGUCAAUUUGAAUCAUUGUUAAGCAUGCAAUCUCAUCUGGAAGAUAACCAAAACUCUCCGAUUUACCGGAUGUUAAAAGCGUCUUUAGUCCCUAUCUUCAGAGGCUUUGGUAUUGGUGAUCCAGAGGAAAUCCUCACGAUUUGCUCGAUCUUCGAUACGAACUCUUUCGAAAUCCGCGACACCAAAGGUCUCGUCAACAUCAGAGGUUUGUAUCCGAUGGUUUCGUUGAUAUCGCACGAUUGCAAGAUCAACACGAAGCAUAGCUUCCACGGAGAUAACCACGAGAUCCACGUAAUCGCGACUGUUCCCAUUAAAAAGGGCGAGAUUCUGACUACGACUUACACGCAAACCCUUUGGUGCACGGCAGCGAGGAGGGCGCAUCUGAAGCAGGCGAAGAACUUUGAUUGCACUUGCUCGAGGUGCGAAGAUCCGACGGAAUACGGAACGUUCGCCGGUUCAAUCAUCUGCACCAACUGCCACAACGGUUUGGUUGUCAGCGAAGAUCCUCUGGAUGUUAAAGCUGGAUGGAAAUGCGAUAAAUGCAAUCAUCUGCUCGGCCACGAUGAGUUGGACAGUUUGAACGAAGUUCUCAGGCGAGAAGUGUAUUGCAUAGAUAGAAGCGAUCCAGAAAAUUUCGAAAAUUUCUUGAAGAAAUACAAAGACGUGCUUCACGAGACGAACUGUCACGUGUUAGAAGUUAAAUACGCCCUAACGCAAAUGUACGGUAAUCUAGCAGGCUUCAAAUUAGAAGAAUUACCAGAAGAUUUGCUGAAGAGAAAGAUUGAUUUGUGCGAGGAAUUGAUCCAAAUUGCAGACAAACUCGAACCUGGAUCUUCCAGAUUCCGUGGUAACCUUCUGGACGAUCUGCAAGCCGCUUUAGCCGAGAAGACUUUUAGGGAAUUGAAGACCGACGAUCCAAAUUUGAAUAAAUCUAAAGAAGUUUUCAAGAGAUGCUUCGAUUUGUUGGAGAUGGCCACGGAAAUCCUUGAAACGGAACCGGAAACGGAGCAACAUUUGAAGCGGCAAUUGGAGAAUUUAUUGGCUAAAGCCCCAAUAAACACCAAAACAUGACUAUUUUAGAUUUCUUAAUUAUUAU
Molecule: messenger RNA, 1678 nt
Organism: Nicrophorus vespilloides
Lineage: Eukaryota; Metazoa; Arthropoda; Insecta; Coleoptera; Silphidae
Gene: SmydA-2
Product: protein msta
Exons: 4
Coding region: 103-1653 (516 amino acids)
Molecular function (GO): protein binding
Source: RefSeq, a predicted model, not a curated record